Dictyostelium discoideum AX4 is the source of this 432-nucleotide messenger RNA. RefSeq lists its product as hypothetical. The coding region runs from base 1 to 432 and encodes 143 amino acids. Lineage: Eukaryota; Evosea; Eumycetozoa; Dictyosteliales; Dictyosteliaceae. The record is from RefSeq and is a predicted model, not a curated record. The transcript is spliced from 2 exons.
AUGGCUGCUGAAAUUAAUAUGGUAAUUUUGGCAUGGGACUUAUAUGUUGAAUUCAAUCAAAGUGAUGAAUUUGGUGUAUUAUUUAACGAAGUUACUAUUGAUAAAAAUGAUUUGAAGUACAAAGUAAAUGUUGAAUUUAGAGAGGCGGAGACAAGUAAAAAUAAAUUGCAAAGGGAUAUCGAAAUAACCAAAAGAAAAUCAACAGAUGACCUAGUUGAAAAAGCAAUCGAGCACUCUACCACCGAAGUUAGAUCAACACAUGAAGCUGCAACAACUUCCAAUAAUGGUGGAAUCACAACUCAAUCAAACAAAAACAAAACGGGUAAAAAAAGAGCUAAUCAAUUACAAUCUGAUGCUGAUUUUACCAAAAGAUUUUCAAACGAAACUUCAUCUGUUAGUAACAAAAGAGAAAGUAGAAGAGUCAAUAAUUAA